Boleophthalmus pectinirostris (great blue-spotted mudskipper) is the source of this 797-nucleotide messenger RNA. RefSeq names its product plasmolipin (gene pllp). Gene Ontology annotation, cellular component: membrane. The coding region runs from base 154 to 708 and encodes 184 amino acids. Gene Ontology annotation, biological process: myelination. The transcript is spliced from 4 exons. Gene Ontology annotation, molecular function: structural constituent of myelin sheath. Lineage: Eukaryota; Metazoa; Chordata; Actinopteri; Gobiiformes; Gobiidae. The record is from RefSeq and is a predicted model, not a curated record.
UUCUAUUUUUAACACUUCACUGUGUGGAUUUUUAUUUGUUAUUUUCUUCUCUUGAAUGUUGUCAGGGGUUACAACUUUCAAGUCUUCGAGGACACUUCCUAGUGACUGUUGGGACUAAUUCUGUUUUAUAUUGUUUUACACAUUUUUGAAAUCAUGGCAGACUUCCCAUCAAAGGUAACUACAGAGACCAGUAGCCCCAGCACCCAGAGCUCGCAUCAGGGGGGCAACAGUCUGAGGGGCCUGGCCACUCAGGUCAGCUCUGGCAUGGACAAUUCCUUUGUGAGGAGCAUCCCAGCCAUCCUCAUGAUCGCAGAAAUUGUUCUGGGGCUGCUGCACUGGGCUCUGAUUGCCAGCACUCCCUACAGAGACACGGCUGCGUAUGGCUGGGUCUUGUUUGUGGCCGUCACUUCAUGGCUGUUCACCCUCAUUCUAUUCUUCAUCAUUCUGUUCAGAGUGCAGAGAAACCUCUCAUCUGUACCCUGGACUCUUGUGGUAAUGGUUUAUUUUGCUGUGGUCACAGUGCUCUAUCUGACUGCUUUCAUCACAAAUGCAGCAUACGUGCCUUUUUUUUUUUACCAUGGACAUUUGGGAGCUGCAGCGUUUUUUGCAGUUGUGGUGACCAUAGCAUAUGGUGCGAGUACUUUCUUUGCCUAUUUGGACUGGAGGAGCGAUGGAGGAAAUGCUGCUACCAACACAGUGCCUACAUAGGAACCCAGAGAGAACAACUUGUGUUCUUCACGUCCAGUCCAUCCUUUCGUACCUGCCAGAGAUAUAAAUACACUUAUGUAUUUAUGACC